Talaromyces stipitatus ATCC 10500 is the source of this 1800-nucleotide messenger RNA. RefSeq lists its product as uncharacterized. Gene Ontology annotation, cellular component: nucleus. The transcript has 4 exons. The record is from RefSeq and is a predicted model, not a curated record. NCBI's taxonomy places the organism in Eukaryota, Fungi, Ascomycota, Eurotiomycetes, Eurotiales, Trichocomaceae. The coding region runs from base 1 to 1800 and encodes 599 amino acids. Gene Ontology annotation, molecular function: zinc ion binding; transcription cis-regulatory region binding; DNA-binding transcription factor activity, RNA polymerase II-specific. Gene Ontology annotation, biological process: regulation of DNA-templated transcription.
AUGGAACCCACGGUACCUUCAGUCAAGAGAAGAGCAUGCAUGGCAUGCACGACUGCCAAGGCGAAGUGCACGCCGCAUUCAGUCAAUAUGUGCCAGCGGUGCGCUCGCUUGGGCAAGUCAUGCACAUACCUUGACAUUUCGCAGACCAAGCGGAAGUACAGAACUUCACCAAGCCGUGUGGGGUUGCUGGAGAAAAAGGUCGAACAGUUGACGUCGCAGCUGGCUGUCUUGGCCCGACAGAACGGACAGACAUUGCCCGAUACUUUUACUCCACUCACCAACAACGACUUGCACUUAUCUCGUGAUUAUGAGGCGGACUCAACCGAUAUUGCUGCGCUGCUAGAUGCUGCGAAAGAUCCGUCCCAUGGCAUCAAUCCGCCGACCAGCUCUGUCUUUGAGGGCCAGCCGUCUAUCGUUGAUCGAGGACUUAUGAGUGAAGCCGAAGCUGAACGCUUGGUGACGACCUAUCGGUUGGACUUUGUGUACAGAUUUCCAUUUGUAUUGCUUGCAUCUGGCGAGACAGCCGCUCGCCUUAGGGCCCGAGAACCUUUUCUCUUUUUGUGCGUCGUGGGCGCGGCCAUGAGUACUGCACACCCUCUGCGCAAAACCGUCGCCGAGGAGAUCAUGAAGCACGUUACUUUGAGAGUUGUGGCACGGUCUGAGAGGAAUCUCGAAUUACUCCGUGGUCUGUUGGUUCACAGUGCAUGGUACUCGUAUCCUGCAGAAAGAUAUCAUCCGCGACUUUUGUUGUUGAUUGAGUUUUGUGUUUCUAUUUUAUAUGAUUUGAGAUUGCACAGGAAACCUGGUCUAAAUCCGGACGAGCAGCGAGCGUUGCUCGGUAUGUAUUGGCUAUCAAAUGGUCUUUCUGGCUCACUUGGCCGGCCUUCUAUCAUGAAACAUGAUGCUAGAAUCGAUGACUGCGUUGCGACUCUAGGAUCUAUCGGGCAUCUGUCUGAUCGGUGCAUCACGUCAUUCAUCCACCUACAGUCAUUCUUGACCACAAUGGAUCAAGUAUACGCUUCGAUACAUGCAAGCGGUGGAAGGGCUCUCGUCCAAGUUACGCGCGGCUCUCUGCAGCGGCAAUUCGAUAGCAUGAGGGUAUACGUAGAAAAAGAUCUCUCAAACUGCCCUCCAUCAACAGAUAAUGCAAUGCGCAUCGAAAUGAAAUAUGCGGAAAUGAGGCUCGAGGAAUUAUCUCUCCGAGAUGAACUAUGGAUUUCAGAGCUUACCAGCGCAGUCCGAACAACCAUGCUGAUGGGUAUAAUCCAACGAAGCAAAGAGCUCAUGUACAUGAUCAAGAACCUACCCGAGCCGGAGAUGAAUCAUAUGACAAUAACGACAAGUGCUCGUCUAUGUGCCGCGAUAGGCUACAUGCCCAAAGCAGUAUCGACCCUUCUCAAUCUCAUUAGUACCGGCUCCGCCGACUCUACCAUGGAAGCCCAGGUGCAGGCCGUCGUUGAUGUAGCAGAGUAUCCUAAUCUUGUCACGGAGCUAGCCAACGCGCUGGAGACGAAAUUUGAGGGAAUGUCUGCUGCAGACAAAGAGGCGGAUAUUGUGGGGAGUAUUUGCUCUAAGAUGAGGCUGCUGGCACGCUGUUAUCCAUAUCAGAUUAGGGUAAUUGUUGGAAAUGCGCCGCCGUCUCAAGACGCAAGGCCGGAUACGGCCAUGAUGGCAGUUGAUGCUAAUGAGGUUACUAUGACACAAGUCUGGCCGUCUAUCUAUGGAGAUCUGGACGAUAUGUUCCCUAUUAAUGACAUCCAGUGGGAUUCUCUAUUGAGCGAUUUUACUGGGUUUAGCUAG